Messenger RNA from Scaptodrosophila lebanonensis, 362 nucleotides. RefSeq lists its product as uncharacterized. The coding region runs from base 26 to 271 and encodes 81 amino acids. NCBI's taxonomy places the organism in Eukaryota, Metazoa, Arthropoda, Insecta, Diptera, Drosophilidae. The transcript has a single exon. The record is from RefSeq and is a predicted model, not a curated record.
AACGCAAAAGAUAACUUUCGCAAAAAUGGUUCAUCAAGAUCGCACGCCCAGCAAGGCCAUACCCGCCAAGCAUCUGAGUCCCAUGCGCAAUGCCGGACCCUCGGGCAAGUAUGCCGUGUCCAGCAGUCCCACGGACAGCUUCCUGCACAGCUCCAGACUCACGGCGAACAGCAACAACAACAGCAACAGCAGUCUGAACAGUGCAGCCUACAAAUACAAUAACAUGGUCAACAACAAUCGCGACCAGUUCAAUGCCUUGCACUUCUGCUAGAAGAUCCUUGGAGACAGAGUGUUGGAGAUGAGGAGAAGUAGCCUUAAGAUUUCAUUGCAAUCAAUAAAUUGCUAUUGAAUUUAAAACUGAA